ACAUCUUUUUUUAACAAAUAUUACUCGGUCUAAUGAUUUUUUGUAAAAUAGUGAAAAAUGAAUAUCUGAAACGAAAUAAUUGCGAAAUUGUCAGUUUCUAUUUCCAGCAGGUGUUAAAUUUUUCUCCAAGUUUUAUGUGUAUCUCAUAAUUUGCUACUAUGAAUGACGUGAAUGAUGUUAUGACAAGCAUAUACGAUACUUUGUUACAUUUACGAUAUCCGCACAUUACAAAUACGGAGUCGAAAGAUUUGGAGGCAACGAUUCUCAGUGGUGAAAAUCGGAUUUGUUUACUUUCCUGGCUUCUGACAGAGAAAUUACCAUCAAUUGUCGCUCAUUUGGGAAAGCUGAAGAAUUCUGCUUUGGAAGAUCAGGUGUUUGAAUAUUACUCUCGGAUUGGAAUCUGCAACAACAAGGAUGUAUUGCUGGGUAAAUGUUCCUUAAAGGAACAACUGCCAACUUUAAAAUUAUUGCUAGACUUUAUGAGAAAGGUAUAUGUAAAACCUAUUACAAGUACAAAUGAAACAGAAGGAGCACUUGCAGAUAUUUUUAAGUUGUGCACUAAUGAUACUGAUCAGGCAUCUUCUCUUUCUGCCAUUAAACCAAAAAUAAUUUAUGCAGAAGCUAUUAAAUAUUUUGAAAAGAGCGAGAGAGAAAUAUUAAAUAAUGAUCGCGAAGAAAUUAAAAUUAAUAUGCCUAAAGACUUAUGCGUAGAGAUUGAUGAUAGACUGGAUAACGAAGAACAGACUGCACUGUUUGACAAAGAAAAAGAAAGAUUUAUAGAAACAUUUCAUACAGUUUCAUCUUGGCCAGUGAAAGUCAGAAAUUUAGACAAAGAUAUUUCUGAUUCUAUUAGUUCAAACAUUAAAAGUAUAUGCUCUGAUUUUUCCUCUUUGAAAAAGGUAUUACAAGCAAGAGAAGAGUUAUCUAAUGUAAAAUUAGCAAAGGAAUUACCGAAGACUGUCGCACCUUUAAACGCAAUCAUAGAAGAUAUAGUCAUUUGUAAUGAGGAACUCACAAAUCUAAUAAAUGAAUGAUUUUAUAUGUAUAAUUGUGUAUGUAGGUCCAUAAUUGUUUAGUGUAAUUUAUAACAUUCUAAAUAUUGAUAUACAAAAGAAUAAAAUUGUCUAUUUAUAUAAAUAAAUCCU
Molecule: messenger RNA, 1145 nt
Organism: Trachymyrmex cornetzi
Lineage: Eukaryota; Metazoa; Arthropoda; Insecta; Hymenoptera; Formicidae
Exons: 6
Coding region: 159-1034 (291 amino acids)
Source: RefSeq, a predicted model, not a curated record